AUGUUGGACACGAACACACUGCGGCUUCCAUCAAGUCUCAGUUUCUGGAUACUCACCGCUAUCAGUACCUACUGGGUUCUCGUUCGCGCUCUCCAGUAUAGGCGUCGCGAUGGGCUCACUCACCGCCUCCAUUACCCCGACCGCUCGUCAUGGAAUCGAAUGACUCUCAAAGAUGCGCACGCAAUCCACGUUUCUCUCACUGAACUCGAGUUCCCACUCGUGUUCCACAUCUCCACAUUCUUCGCCCUCUUCAAAACCUAUGGCAUCCCCAGUAUCUCAAAAUUGCUGGUCGCAACAGGACAAUUGUCCUGCCCAGAAACAGCGUCGAAGCGAGCUGCCGAUACCGCUACCAUUAUGACCGAGGUGAUUAUUAACAAACCCGAUUGCGAAAGGGCUAUCAGUGGCAUAGCGCGUAUGAACUAUCUCCAUAGUCGGUAUAUCAAAGCCGGGAAGAUAUUGAAUGACGAUAUGUUGUAUACGCUCAGCCUCUUCGUUCUUGAGCCUAUUAGGUGGACUGCCAGAUAUGAAUGGCGUGAUGUCACGGACUUCGAGAGGUGCGCCAUGGGUGUCUAUUGGAAGGAUAUGGGUGAGGCUAUGAAGAUAUGGUACGAUGUUCUACCUUCGGCCAGUCAAGGAUGGCGCGACGGAUUUCACUGGCUCGAUGAGUUGGAGGUGUGGAGUUUGGCAUAUGAGGCUCAGAACAUGGUGCCUGCUGAUACGAACGCGACGCUUGGUCGUGCUACUUUCGAUGUGGCCUUAUUCAACGUACCUUCCGCUCUCAAACCUUUUAGCUUUACCGUGGCGCAUAUGUUACUCGAGCCGCGCUUGCGGAAAGCGAUGAACAUACCACAACCCCCUACCAUAUACUACCAAGCUCUGCACGUAUUCGUUGAGAUCCGCAAGUUCUUACUCCAAAACUUCUUCCUCCCCCGUCCGUACUUCCUACGCCCGGACUGGUUCACAGAAGUCGACGGGCGCACUGGCCGCGCCAAUGCUGGUCAAUACAUUGACCGGCCCUGGUACGUAAAACCGUCGUUCAUGAAGAGGUGGGGUCCAAACGCGUUGUUGCUGCGACUCGUUGGCGGCCUCGUCCCAGGAGACGAACGAUACUGUCCAGAGGGAUAUCGGAUCCACGAACUUGGUCCUGUGGAGCUCGUGGGGAAGGGUGAUGAUGAGAUGCGCGAUACAAGAGAUAAGUUGAGAGCGAAGAGAACGGGGUGCGUGAUAAACUACUCCUCAAAUUCCGACCGGGCCAAUACCCUUGUGAAAGAGCUCUCCUCCAUCUCAGGCCCCUCUUCCGAUUCCAACCCACGUUUCCACCUCAUCCAAGCGGACAUGUCUUCAAAGCCGUCAGUUCAGAAUCUGGUUAAAGAGACCAUCGAAAAAAUGGGCCGCCUAGACGUCGUCGUCUCAAACGCCGGCUGGACACGCAUGACCACCUUCACAGACAUCGAACAACAAAUCAACGACGAAGAUUGGGACAAAUGUUUCACCAUGAACGUAAAAACGCACAUGUGGCUCGCCUAUGCCGCAAAAGACGCCUUAGCCGAACACGAAGGCACCUUCAUCUCAACGGCGAGUGUAGCGGGUGUCAAGCCGAGUGGGAGUAGCGUGCCGUAUGCUGUUACCAAAGCGGCACAGAUACAUCUUGCGAAGAGUCUGGCUGUUAUCCUCGCGCCGAGGAUUAGGGUGAAUAGUAUUAGUCCUGGUAUGUUGCUUACAGAGUGGGGCCUCAAGUUUCCGGAGAAGAAAAGGGAGGCGGCAAUUCAGAAUACCAAGUUGAAGAGGUUGGCGACGGUGGAGGAUUGUGCGGAGCAGGUUAGAUGUUUGGCGCUUAGUAAGAGUAUUACUGGGCAGAACAUUUCGAUUGAUGGGGGGUCUUCUGUGUAG
Molecule: messenger RNA, 1890 nt
Organism: Alternaria rosae
Lineage: Eukaryota; Fungi; Ascomycota; Dothideomycetes; Pleosporales; Pleosporaceae
Exons: 4
Coding region: 1-1890 (629 amino acids)
Molecular function (GO): oxidoreductase activity
Source: RefSeq, a predicted model, not a curated record